Cottoperca gobio is the source of this 1295-nucleotide messenger RNA. It is a transcript of the gene slc25a17, whose product is annotated as solute carrier family 25 member 17. Gene Ontology annotation, cellular component: peroxisomal membrane. The record is from RefSeq and is a predicted model, not a curated record. Gene Ontology annotation, molecular function: coenzyme A transmembrane transporter activity; ADP transmembrane transporter activity; FMN transmembrane transporter activity. The coding region runs from base 191 to 1129 and encodes 312 amino acids. The transcript has 9 exons. Gene Ontology annotation, biological process: transmembrane transport. NCBI's taxonomy places the organism in Eukaryota, Metazoa, Chordata, Actinopteri, Perciformes, Bovichtidae.
CCCGUGUUCUCUGCAAAACGUCUACAAACAGCCACAAGGAAGCGAGGCACUACAACUGGAACGCAACAUUACAGUGAGGAUAUAACUGCUGUUUUGUUUUACAAACAGCAGUUUUAAAAAGUGGUCUAUGGGUUUAUUUUAGUCAGGCAAAAGGUUGGAAUCAUAAAAUAAAUUAAUAACCUUGUUCAAAAUGAGCUUCGCGGUUUUCUCGUACGAGAGUUUGGUGCAUGCAGUAUCAGGAGCAGUGGGAAGUGUGACUGCCAUGACAGUAUUCUUCCCUCUUGAUACUGCCAGACUGAGGCUACAAGUGGAUGAAAACAGGAAGACCAAAUCAACUCCAGCUAUUCUGGCAGAUAUUGUCAAAGAGGAAGGACUACUGGCUCCGUACAGAGGCUGGAUCCCGGUCAUCUGCAGCCUGUGCUGCUCCAACUUUGUCUACUUCUACUGCUUUCACAGCCUCAAGGCUAACUGGCUGAAGGGAAGGCAGUCGGCACCAAGCACUGACUUAAUCAUAGGCAUUGCUGCAGGUGUUGUAAACGUGCUGCUUACCACUCCUUUGUGGGUGGUCAACACCAGGCUGAAGCUUCAGGGUUCCAAGUUUCGCAAUGCAGACAUACGGCCCACCAACUACUCUGGCAUUCUGGAUGCAUUUUCGCAGAUCAUCCGUGAUGAGGGAGUGGGAGCACUGUGGAACGGCACCCUCCCGUCCCUGCUGCUGGUGCUGAACCCCGCCAUCCAGUUCAUGAUUUACGAAGGCCUAAAGAGGCAGCUGAAAAGAGGAGUUCCCAGGGAGCUGUCAUCUGUUGAGGUCUUCCUCAUCGGCGCUGUUGCCAAAGCUGCUGCCACCAUCGUUACCUACCCACUGCAGACUGUACAGUCCAUUCUCAGGUUUGGUCAGUUCAACGAGUCAACGGGCGAGUCAAAACUACUGUCAAGUCUGAGGACAAUCAAGUGUCUGUUGGUCAACAGAGUGAGGAAGAAUGGCAUGUUGGGUCUGUUUAAAGGCCUGGAGGCCAAGCUGCUGCAGACGGUGCUGACUGCUGCACUCAUGUUCCUUCUCUAUGAGAAGAUUACCAGCUGCACCUUCAGAGUCAUGGGACUGAGCAGCGACCACUACAAGAAACGCUAGCUAGCUUCGCGGCCAUGGACGUUUGACAACAUUAAUGCACUGACAGACUGUAGUAAUCACUGUUUACAGACCCCAUGACAAACUGUCACUUUCUUGAAAACAGUAAAUCUUUAUUGGGGACCUCAUCUUACAAAUUCUCUAAUCAAUAAAACAUUACAAAAUGUAA